CGGAGCUCCAAACCAGCUGCAUCCAUCCUUCCUUGUAGCACUGUCUCCACACUGUGGGUGACAGAUCCGCUUUGCCUUCAAGGAGAGCACCAUGACCUGCCCCCCUGCCUCUCCCUCCCUCACUCUCAGAUCUGAGACCGCCGAGAGGAAGAAGCGCAUUGGCACUCAUCCUGGAACCAAGUCCUCACCCACCCGAGACUGAUGUAGCCCAGAAGACACACAUGCCGUGGAUUUAUUUUCAGGAAACUGAACGAGAGGGUAUUUGAAAGUCGAGAGUGCCUCUGCUGCAGUACAGCCGGUAUCUCGCCAGUUUCACCAGCCUGCGUAGGUCAAGUCCAUUUCCUUCCACUUGUCAUUUACAGUAUCGAUCAGGUCAACUUGGGAAAUGUUCUAAUUGGAAGCGGUCUAAUAUUUUUUCUGGCCGGUAUUGCUGGGACAUUAACUAAUAGUAACCUGUGCAGUUCUUGAUUCCUCACUUCGCUGUUACCGGAUUGUCCUUUAAAUGCACCAGGCGCCCUCUCAGUAGUUCAAUCUCAUUUUUUUUUAUUUUGGUGGGCGGCAGUGUUAGACAAGACACGAGCCCGUGUUGUAAUAUUUACCACCUGUAAAUCUGUGCAUAAAGUCACUUGCAGCAAUUCCAGUUCACCGACUGCGAUCUUCUGGUGAGCGGACCCUGCUCUCAGGCGGAUGGACAGGUUGCCAAGUUGGGAGCCCAAUGUCUACGACAAGCCGUGAGAUCUCUCAGCCCUGCGGUUCCUCGGGUUUAAUCCUUCGUGCACCCUUCAAACUCUGAAUUUUUGCCAACUGCCAUCGACCCGAUUGAUUUCGCAGCAGAUCACGGAGUUACUUCUCGUCCGCGCUCGGGGGAUUGAUGGCUUCCCUUCGCAGGGUGAAGGGGCUCCUGAUUCUCAACCUUGUGGCCGUGGUGGGCUUCUUGCUCUUCCUGGCGAGGUGCAGGGCUCCCCUGAAGGGGUGGGAGUCGGUGCAGGCGGCGCAGAGCCGAGCCGAGUCCACCAACCUGACAUACCGAGGCGCGCAUCCUGUCCAACAGGCAGUGCUGAAGAGGUUGUCGCUUCUGGAGGACAUCGUCUACCGCCAACUGAAUGGAUUGUCAAAGUCCCUUGGGCUCAUUGAAGGAUUUGGUGGCCGAGGUCAGGGAGGAUUGCCUGCUACACUUACAACUGAAGAGGAAAGAGAAGCCGCAGGAGCAUAUGAAAAAUAUGGAUACAAUACUUACUUGAGUAACAGGAUUUCACUGGAUCGGUCCAUUCCAGACUAUCGACCAAGUAGGUGCAAAGAAUUAAGCUACCCCAAGAACCUGCCACAGAUUUCUCUCAUUUUCAUCUUUGUGAAUGAAGCUCUGUCAGUCAUCCUUCGCUCUGUACACAGUGCAGUGAAUCACACACCAGCCCAUCUAUUGAAAGAAAUUAUCCUUGUAGAUGACAACAGUGAUGAUGAAGAACUAAAGGCACCACUGGAAGAGUACGUACACAAGCGAUACCCAGGUCUGGUGAAGGUGGUACGGAAUCAAAAACGAGAAGGCUUAAUCCGAGCUCGGGUCCAGGGUUGGAGAGCUGCAACAGCACUCAUCACAGGCUUCUUCGAUGCCCAUGUGGAGUUUAGUGCAGGCUGGGUUGAACCAAUCCUGGCAAGAAUUAAAGAAGACAGAAAGCGAAUAAUUCUUCCUUCCAUUGACAACAUCAAGCACAAAACAUUUGAGGUGCAACGUUAUGAGAAUAGUGCCCAUGGUUACAGCUGGGAGCUCUGGUGUAUGUACAUUAGUCCUCUCAAAGAAUGGUGGGAAAGAGCAGACCCUACAUUACCAAUCAGAACCCCUGCUAUGAUUGGAUGCUCGUUUGUAGUGAACAGAUUGUUUUUUGGUGAAAUCGGCUUACUGGACCCUGGAAUGGAUGUUUAUGGCGGGGAAAACAUAGAACUGGGGAUAAAGGUCUGGUUGUGUGGUGGAAGUAUGGAGGUACUCCCUUGUUCUAGGGUGGCUCACAUAGAACGCAUGAAAAAACCGUAUAAUAGUGACAUAGGAUUCUACACCAAGAGAAAUUCACUCCGUGUUGCUGAAGUAUGGAUGGAUGACUACAAAUCCCAUGUUUAUAUGGCAUGGAAUAUCCCCAUGGAUAAUCCAGGAAUUGACAUUGGCGAUAUUUCUGAAAGAGUAGCUUUGAGAAAGCAUCUCAAAUGUAAGAAUUUCCAGUGGUAUCUGGACAAUGUGUACCCAGAGAUGAGGAGAUACAACAAUACAGUGGCAUAUGGAGAGGUUCGUAACAACAAAGCAAAAGAUUUUUGCCUGGAUCAGGGCCCACCUGAGAACCACACAGCCAUUCUAUAUCCAUGUCACGGGAUGUCUCCUCAGCUGGUCAGGUAUACAAAAGAAAGAUAUAUAAAUCUUGGAUCCCUGGGGUCUAUUGUUCAAUUGCCUGAUACACAAUGCCUGGUGGACAACAAGAAAAGUCGAUAUCCUCAGCUUCUAGAUUGUGAGAAAGUGAGAAAUGUUUACCAGAAGUCUUGGCGUUUUGUCCAGAAUGGAUCAAUCCUUAACCUGGAAACUGGCCGCUGCUUGGAGGUGGAAAACAACAAAAAGGCUGAGUUUGGGAUUGAGCUGGUUUUACAACAAUGCACAGGACAAAAGUGGACAAUUAAAAAUGUCUUGAAGCAAGCAACCUAAUACUGAGCUGGCAUAGUCCGAAGGAAACUGGAUUUCUUAGUACCAGAAAAGACUAAAAACCUCAGAGCGAUAUCGCAAUAGGCUUGGACAUGACAACAACCUCCAAUAUAUUUGAGUGACUAACACAAACUCAAAUCGGAUUAUGUCUUCAGGCUGGGCUUUUAGUUUAUUUUUAUUUUGAGAUUUUAAAAUAAAAUCUAAUUUUGUUUGAAUGUUAUAUAUAAUCAAAUGGGAAAAAUGUUAGGAAAUAUCUAUUCAAUAAAUUAAUAGAUUCUC
Messenger RNA from Pristis pectinata (smalltooth sawfish), 2956 nucleotides. RefSeq names its product polypeptide N-acetylgalactosaminyltransferase 17 (gene galnt17). Gene Ontology annotation, cellular component: Golgi apparatus. Lineage: Eukaryota; Metazoa; Chordata; Chondrichthyes; Rhinopristiformes; Pristidae. The record is from RefSeq and is a predicted model, not a curated record. The coding region runs from base 872 to 2680 and encodes 602 amino acids. The transcript is spliced from 11 exons.